Molecule: messenger RNA, 997 nt
Organism: Umbelopsis ramanniana AG
Lineage: Eukaryota; Fungi; Mucoromycota; Umbelopsidomycetes; Umbelopsidales; Umbelopsidaceae
Exons: 6
Coding region: 25-798 (257 amino acids)
Biological process (GO): intracellular manganese ion homeostasis
Cellular component (GO): vacuolar membrane
Molecular function (GO): manganese ion transmembrane transporter activity; iron ion transmembrane transporter activity
Source: RefSeq, a predicted model, not a curated record
CUCCGCAUUUUUCACACUAUUAUCAUGCAACCCUUUGAAGCCUUUAGGAAAUGGAGGGGACAACGAGAACCGGAAACUACCAUAGCCAAUUAUCCUCCAUACCAGCAUUUGGAACAACAUUUUAGCGCUGCAGAAGUCGUCAAAGAUAUCAUUCUGGGCCUAUCUGAUGGCUUAACGGUACCUUUCGCACUUGCUGCCGGUCUCAGUUCCCUUGGCAACUCAAAGUUGGUUAUCUAUGGUGGAGUAGCUGAAUUGGUGUCAGGAAGUAUAUCCAUGGGACUUGGUGGAUACCUCGCUGCUCGUUCAGAACUAGACCACUAUGAAACAGAAAGAUUGCGAGAGAUGAAGGAGGUGGAAGAAGUUCCGGAGGAUGAAGAGCAAGAGAUUUUAGACAUCAUGGCACCAUACGGGCUAGAUCGUGACACAGUACAACCUAUCAUCGCGAAGCUUCGUGCAAAUCCAGACAAGUUCGUCGACUUUAUGAUGCGGUUCGAGUUGAACCUGGAGGCACCCGACCCAAAUCGCAGCUUGAUAUCUGGGCUCACCAUUGGUGGAUCAUAUUUAUUAGGCGGCUUAAUCCCUUUGAUCCCUUACUUCUUUCUUCAAAAUGCAUUCGAAGCUCUUUACAUCUCCAUCGGUGUUACGCUGACUACACUGAUGAUAUUUGGCUACAUCAAAAGCCUUCUUGUCAGUCCAAAAUCAGCAUUCAAAGGAGCUUUGCAAACCCUAGUCAUAGGAGCCGUUGCAGCCGGUGCAAGCUUUGGAAUUGUAAAGGCUAUCCCGGAAGGCACCGCAUAACAUGUUAAUCUAUUCGUAAUUGUAGCACCAUUAAUCUUUCAACUUGUAGUCGCUGCUCGCUGUACUGUACUUCAUUUUGACUGUAUAAUAACAACAAAUAACAAUUUGCAGCCCACGGAGUAUUGAAAUUUAUGGUGUUGAAAUGGUAUGCCUUGUUUGCUUCAUUUUUUCUCGAGUCUAUUAUGGCCCUCAAUCAUCU